Apiotrichum porosum is the source of this 2961-nucleotide messenger RNA. RefSeq lists its product as uncharacterized. The record is from RefSeq and is a predicted model, not a curated record. Gene Ontology annotation, cellular component: beta-galactosidase complex. NCBI's taxonomy places the organism in Eukaryota, Fungi, Basidiomycota, Tremellomycetes, Trichosporonales, Trichosporonaceae. The coding region runs from base 1 to 2961 and encodes 986 amino acids. Gene Ontology annotation, molecular function: carbohydrate binding; beta-galactosidase activity. The transcript has 3 exons. Gene Ontology annotation, biological process: lactose catabolic process.
AUGCCGUCCGUGUCCACGGUCUUUCACCCCCGCGAGCACGAGUCGUAUACGCCAUGGAGCGGCGCGCUGCCGCCGCGCGCGUUCACUCAUUCCAGCGCACAGAGGAAAAGCUUGAACGGCGACUGGCGCUUCCGUCUGUCACCCACCGCCGACGGUUCUGUCGCCUUUGCGGAGGAUGUCUACCAGGAAGAAGGCUCCUGGGGCGACAUUCCAGUGCCGUCCCACUGGGCUCUCCAAGGCCACUCGUUCCCUUGGUACACCAACCUCGCCUACCCGUUCCCCGUGAACGCUCCGUUUGUGCCAGACGUCAACCCUACCGGCGACUACAUUACAACAUUUGAGCGUCCAGCAUGGCAGGACGGCAAGGCGAUCCUCCGUUUUGAAGGCGUCGAGUCGUGGUUCAAAGUGUGGCUCAACGGCGUGCCUCUGGGCUGGUCGACGGGCUCUCGUCUCCCAACCGAGUUUGACGCGACUCCCUUCCUCAGGGAGGGCGCCAACAAGCUCGCCGUUCGCGUCGUGCAGUGGAGCGCUGGCAGCUACCUCGAGGACCAGGACCAGUGGUACCUCGCUGGUCUUUUCCGCGACGUGACGCUCGUCCACCGCCCCGCACUUUCCAUCAACGACUUUUUCGUCCAUGCCUCGUACGACCACGUCGAGGGCACUGGCUCAUUCAAGGUCGACAGCGAGGCCGAGGGUGCCCGCGUCACUGUUCCCGAGCUCGGGAUCGACAUUGCGGUCGGCGAAGAGGUCACUGUCCCCGUCGCACCCUGGUCCGCCGAGAUCCCCAGGCUGUACGACGGCGAGCUGGCGGUCCCCAACGGCGAACGCAUCCCGCUGCGCGUCGGCUUCCGUACCGUCAAGAUGGAGGAUGGCCUGCUCAAGGUCAACGGCCGACGUAUCCUGUUCAACGGCGUCAACAGGCACGAGUGGCACCCGGACACUGGACGCACUGUCGACCUCGAGACGAUGAAGAAGGACGUGCUCCUCAUGAAGACGCACAACAUCAAUGCCGUCCGCACAAGCCACUACCCGCCGCACCCGGACUUUCUCGCCCUGUGUGAUCAGUACGGCCUGUGGGUCGUGGACGAGGGCGAUUAUGAGAACCCGUCCGAGACGGCCGAGUGGACCGAGGCGAUGCUCAACCGCACCGAGCGCAUGGUCGAGCGCGACAAGAACCACCCGUCCAUCAUCAUCUGGUCGCUGGGUAACGAGGCCGGCAUGGCUCACCCUGGCGGGUGCGAUAACAUUGCCGCCAUGUCCCAGUGGAUCCGCAAGCGCGACCCGUCGCGUGCCAUCCACUACGAGGGCGACUGGACCUGCCGCGACACGGACAUGUUCACCCACAUGUACACGUGGUACUCCAAGGUCGAGGAGAUUGGCAAGGGCACCGAGGCGUUUGAGGCAUGGGGAUACCCGAUUGUCCAGGCCAAGGACCUGGAAAAGGACGACCACGACCGCCUCAAGGCCGCGCGCGACAACAAGCCGUUCAUCCUCAUCGAGUACGGGCACGCCAUGGGUAACGGCCCCGGUGGCAUGAGAGAGUACCAGGACCUGUUUGAAAAGUAUCCUCGUCUCCAAGGCGGCUUUGUGUGGGAGUGGAUCGACCACGGUAUUGCGAAAAAGGACAAGAACGGUACGCGUUACUAUGGCUACGGCGGCGACUUUGGUGAGCCAUCGCGCCCAGGAGACACCCAUGGCGUGUGUGACGGUCUCAUCUUCCCGGACCGCAACCCCAGCCCCGGCCUCAUCGAGUACAAGAACAUUAUCACCCCGGUUGUCAUCACAGGCGAGGACGGCAAGAUCACUGUGCGCAGCAAGUAUGCGUUUGCCGACACUGCCCACCUCGCCUUCAGGUGGCGUCUGGAGCGGGACGGUGUCCUCGUCAAGCAAGGUACCCUUGACGUGCCCCCUGUCGCGGCAGGCAAGAGCACCACCGUGUCCCUUCCCAACGUCGAGUUCCCGGCCGGCGGCGAGGUGUUCUGGACCGUGACGGCUUCGCUCGCGGCAGACACCAACUGGGCCAAGGCUGGGCACGAGAUUGCGUGGGGCCAGGUCCGCGCUGCGGACCCACCCACGGCCAACGGCUACCACGAGGGCGUCUCGCCCGUCAUCAAUGUCGACGGCUCCAUUACCCUUGGUCCCGCCACGUUUACUGCCCGCGGCCAGCUCGUCUCGCUCGGAGACAUGCCCGUCGAGGGCGGCCAGCUGGACGUGUGGCGCGCCCCGACCGACAACGACAGCGGCGGCGAGAUCUCGGCGACCUGGCCCGAGAUUGCAAAGGUCACGCGGGACGCAUGGAAGCAUGCGGGCCUGAACGCGAUGGAACACCGUCUGGACCAGAUCACCGUCUCGGACUCGAGCAUCGAGGUCGUCACCCGCGUCGCCGCGUGUCUCCUUGACCGCGGCCUCGCCACCGUGUACACGUACACGGCCGACGGGACCGGCCUGCGCGUCCACGUCGCCGUCACCCCCGAGGGGUCGUGGGACGACCUCCCGCUCCCGCGCCUGGGCGUGCAGUACGCUUUCCCGGCAUCGCUCGCGCACGUCAAGUGGUUUGGCUGCGGGCCCGGCGAGGCGUACCCGGACACGCGCGCCGGUGCGCGCGUCGGCGCGUUUGAGAACACCAUUGACGGCUUGCAGACGCCCUACGUCAUGCCCCAGGACAACGGCACGCGCAUGGACGUGCGCUCCGCCGAGCUCGCGUCCGACGCUGGCGAGGGCCUGCGCAUCGACGGCUCGCCCGUCUUCCACCUGACCGCGCGCCGGUGGACGCACGCCGACCUCGAGGCGGCCAAGCACACCGUCGACCUCGUGCCCCGCGAUAAGGUCUGGGUCAACGUCGACCACGCCGUCAACGGUAUUGGCUCUGCGUCCUGCGGGCCCAUGGCGCAGGAGCAGUACCGCGUCAGCCUCGUCGAGGGCCACACGGUCGAGUUUGCAUUCGCCCUCCGUCCCCUAUAG